This is a messenger RNA of Protobothrops mucrosquamatus (brown spotted pit viper), 1032 nucleotides long. Its product is annotated as zinc finger protein 501-like. The transcript has a single exon. Gene Ontology annotation, biological process: regulation of transcription by RNA polymerase II. The record is from RefSeq and is a predicted model, not a curated record. NCBI's taxonomy places the organism in Eukaryota, Metazoa, Chordata, Lepidosauria, Squamata, Viperidae. The coding region runs from base 1 to 1032 and encodes 343 amino acids. Gene Ontology annotation, molecular function: DNA-binding transcription factor activity, RNA polymerase II-specific; RNA polymerase II cis-regulatory region sequence-specific DNA binding.
AUGAUGCCUCCGAAAAGGUCCCGAGGGAAACUUCCUCAGAUAGCCACUCGUAAAAGACGCUUGAAGAGUCGGUGGAAGUUGGAGGAGCAGCAGAAGAGCGGCCUGCUUUUGGGAGAAGAGAAAGGGAAAGCAAGGAGCCCCAACAAAAAGGCCAGGAAGCGAAAGGGCCCCCCGGCCCCCCAGAGAAGUUACGCGGGGGAGAAUCCUAACAUCUGCACGGAGUGCGGGCAAACGUUUGCGCAGACUUUGGAUUUGGUGAGCCACCAAAGGAUCCAUGCUGGAGAAAAGCCCUAUAUAUGCUCUGACUGUGGGAAAACCUUUAGCAUCAGUUCCAACCUGAGCAGGCACCAGAGGACUCACACCAGGGAGAAGCCCUACCUUUGCUCAGAGUGUGGGAAAAGCUUCACAGACAAGUCAUCUUUGGAUCAACAUGUGCGAACCCAUUCAGGGGAGACCCCCUUCCAGUGUAUUGAUUGUGGGAAAUUGUUCCGGCAGAGUUCCCAUCAGAAGCGGCCUCUGAAGGGCCCCCCAGGAAAACAGCAGAGCAGCUGCACCCCUUCAGAGACUACUGUGGUCACCACCAGCUCAGCCCCUGGCCGUGCUCAAAGACCCCGCGUUUCUAAAAAGCAAGACUCUCCCUUUGAAAUCCCCCACACGUGUGCCGAAUGCUGGCAGAGCUUCAACCAGACCUCAGACCUGGUCAAGCAUAUGCGCAUCCACACGGGCGAGAAGCCGUUUGAGUGCAGCCACUGCGGGAAGUGUUUCAACGUCAGCUCCAACCUCAUCCGGCACAAGAGGAUCCACACAGGGGAGAAACCUUACACCUGCUCCGUCUGUGGGAAGAGCUUCACCGACAAAUCCACCCUCACCCAGCAUAACCGCAUCCAUACGGGAGAGAAACCUUACACCUGUAGUUACUGCGGGAAAAGCUUCAGCCGGAGUUCUCAUCACAAGAGGCACCAGCGGAUCCACGUGGGGGAAAAUCCGGUCUCUCUCCUGCCUCUGUGGCCUUAUCCUAACCAAAUGUACUGA